GAUGUCCAGGAAGCUAAGUUUGCCAACUGAGUUAAAGCCUGAUUUAGAUGUCAAAGACAACUCUUUCAGUCGAUCCCGAAGUUCUAGUGUAACAAGCAUUGAUAAAGAGUCACGCGAGGCAAUUUCAGCUCUUCAUUUUUGUGAGACUUUCACAAGAAAGGCUGAUACAUCACCUUCCCCAUGCCUGUGGGUUGGGACCACGCUGGGUACAGUACUUGUCAUUGUACUGAACUUACCCCCAGGAGGAGAGCAAAGACUUCUUCAGCCAGUAAUUGUUUCUCCUAGUGGAACAAUCCUGAGGCUAAAAGGGGCAAUCUUGAGAAUGGCUUUUUUGGAUACCACCGGAUCUUUGGUCCCACCAGCACAUGAACCCUGGAGAGAACACAAUGUUCCUGAAGAAAAAGAUGAAAAAGAUAAAGCAAAAAAACGACGACCUGUCUCAGUGUCCCCUUCUUCCUCUCAGGAAAUCAGUGAAAACCAAUAUGCAGUGAUAUGUUCAGAAAAGCAAGCAAAGGUUAUCUCACUGCCAUCCCAAAACUGUAUUUAUAAGCAAAAUAUAACAGAUACUUCUUUUGUUCUUCGUGGAGACAUAGUGUCGUUGAGUAACAGUAUCUGCCUUGCAUGUUUCUGUGCCAAUGGACAUAUUAUGACUUUUAGUUUGCCAAGUUUAAGGCCAUUGUUGGAUGUAUAUUACCUGCCACUCACCAAUAUGCGGAUAGCCAGAACAUUCUGCUUCACUAAUAAUGGACAAGCACUCUAUCUUGUCUCACCAACUGAAAUACAGAGGCUCACCUACAGCCAAGAAACAUGUGAAAAUCUUCAGGAAAUGUUGGGUGAGCUCUUCACUCCUGUAGAAACACCAGAAGCACCAAACAGGGGGUUCUUUAAAGGCCUCUUUGGAGGUGGGGCACAGUCACUUGACAGAGAAGAACUCUUUGGAGAAUCAGCAUCUGGGAAGGCAUCAAGGAGUCUUGCCCAGCAUAUUCCAGGACCUGGGGGGAUUGAAGGUGUCAAAGGAGCAGCAUCUGGUGUAGUUGGUGAACUCGCACGAGCUCGGUUGGCACUGGAUGAAAGAGGGCAGAGACUAGGAGAACUGGACGAAAAAACUGCAGCUAUGCUUUACAGUGCUGAUUCUUUCUCGAAACAUGCUCAUGAGAUGAUGAUGAAGUACAAAGACAAGAAGUGGUACCAAUUCUGAUGACGCUCAUCAAUUACAUCUGUUUAAUUUUGUCCUGAUGAAAAAAACUUUUUUUUUCAUUAAUUUUGGCAGGACCACUGAAAUUUAAAGGAGUAUUCACCAUUGGAUACUGUUGUUUCCUAGCACAAAUGACACACUGUUUUACCUCAGUCGUGGUUUUAACUGAGGAGCUUUAUAUCUAAGAAACACACACAAAAAACAAACUUGAGUGUUUCUUAGCUGUUGGUUAGCAGAGAGUUAGAGUAGAGAAGGUAACUAGAACAUGUG
Messenger RNA from Acanthisitta chloris (rifleman), 1465 nucleotides. RefSeq names its product syntaxin-binding protein 5-like. The transcript is spliced from 7 exons. Gene Ontology annotation, cellular component: plasma membrane; cytoplasm; SNARE complex. Gene Ontology annotation, molecular function: GTPase activator activity; syntaxin binding; myosin II binding. Gene Ontology annotation, biological process: regulation of protein secretion; regulation of exocytosis. NCBI's taxonomy places the organism in Eukaryota, Metazoa, Chordata, Aves, Passeriformes, Acanthisittidae. The record is from RefSeq and is a predicted model, not a curated record. Bases 2 to 1198 code for a protein of 398 amino acids.